CUGCUCACUAACCAACUGCUAUGCAUAACGUCAAACGUCAUAAACAGACUCCAGAGGCUCUUGCUGAAAAGAGACAGCGAGAAAAGUCCAAGAUCGAUGAGUACCUCGCUUUAACAGACGAUGUGUUAUCUCGAAAGAAGAAACAGGACUGGAGCAAUGAUGCUUUUGAACUGACGCAGCGUUUGCUCCAGAUCAACCCUGAAUUCUACACCGUGUGGAAUUAUCGUCGAAAUAUCUUACUCAACGGUAUAUUUCCUCAGAGUACUCCGGAGCAAAUAAAUAACCUUCUCUCCAACGAGCUUUCCAUGACUACUACAGCUCUGAAAGCAAAUCCGAAAGUCUACUGGAUAUGGAAUCACCGUCGCUGGUGUCUCGAGAAUGUCCCAGACGGGCCAGAACGCAACGAGGUACCGUCUAUGGAAUGGAGACAGGCAAAUUGGGAUAAGGAACUCUUUGUAGCGGAGCGGAUGCUGGACGCAGAUGCAAGGAACUUCCACGCUUGGAAUUAUCGCAGAUAUGUCCUCGCAAACAUGCCCACACGAAGGCCUGAGACCUCAGAGUUGGUUUACACUUCUCGCAAAAUUGGAGCAAAUUUCUCCAAUUUCAGUGCAUGGCAUCAAAGGUCUAAGACCUUGGUCGGACUUUGGGAAAGUGGUCAGCUGGAUCCUAUCCAGUCGAGAGACGACGAGUUCGAGUUUGUAAGCAACGCAUUAUACACCGACCCGGAAGAUCAAAGCGCGUGGAUAUACCAUAGAUGGCUCAUUGGUUCCGGGGAAAACAAAGCACAAUUGGAACGCGAGAUACAACUCAUCUUCGAAUUGCUUCAAGAGCAACCUGAUAGCAAAUGGUGCAUGGAGUCAUUGGUCCACUAUAAGCGACUUUUACUUCAAAAUCACGCUCAAGAUUCCCAAACCCUGAAACAGGAGUGCAGAGAGUUACUUUCUCGGUUGGCAGACUUGGACCCUAAUCGGUACUUCAGAUAUCAGGAUUUAAAGAGGGACCUCGAUCAGUAGUUUAUUUUGCUUGGUUUUCUGGUUAAUCUAUUUGUUGUUCGCGCUGAUCAAUUGCGUUCCAUCUUCAUCUCCGCCUC
Molecule: messenger RNA, 1090 nt
Organism: Suillus fuscotomentosus
Lineage: Eukaryota; Fungi; Basidiomycota; Agaricomycetes; Boletales; Suillaceae
Product: rab-protein geranylgeranyltransferase
Exons: 9
Coding region: 21-1013 (330 amino acids)
Biological process (GO): protein geranylgeranylation
Cellular component (GO): cytoplasm; Rab-protein geranylgeranyltransferase complex
Molecular function (GO): Rab geranylgeranyltransferase activity
Source: RefSeq, a predicted model, not a curated record